Molecule: messenger RNA, 1609 nt
Organism: Heterotrigona itama
Lineage: Eukaryota; Metazoa; Arthropoda; Insecta; Hymenoptera; Apidae
Source: the annotation of a GenBank genome assembly
AUAUAUGUAUCGUUAUAUAUCUAAAGAAAAAUAGGACAAUUUGUGUAGAAUAUUUUUAUAUCUUUGUAAUAUUAUAUUAUCACUUUCUUAAACAAUAUAUAUGAAAUUACAAUGUUACUUUUCCUAAAUGAAUAUUUAAAAUAUUUUUUAUACAAAUAGAACAGCACCUGCGAAACUAGUUUAAAAAGUAAAAGUCAACAUUCCCUUUCACUACAAUAUUUUACAGAAUUUUCAUCGCUGCGAAUUACUGAGCGUACUUUCACUAACAGCAGUUGUAUUCACCACAUUGUUUACGCUUGCGAUAUUCAAAUUAUAAAAUUUCAAAUUACAAUUACAAGAACAAAUUUGAAAACCGUAACAUUUUAUAGCCGGCAUUUUAUAAUAAUUAUUAUUUAUUUAUAUUUAAUUAUUUACAUUUAAAUAUUAUAUUUAAAUAUUGUAAUAUACGGAUAAUAAUUUAUAUAUUAUUACAUAUAUAAAUAAUCAAAUAUAUUCUACCAUGACAUGUUAAAUGUAUAAACUAUUUUACAUUUAAAAUAUGUUUCACUGGAAAAAAAUUUUGCCAAUUACUUUACAUGGAUCUUUAAGACAAUUAUAUACUUCAAGACUUUUACAAAAAGCUGUUAUAAUAAAUGGUAAAGAAAUAGCUAAUGAAAUUCAAAAUGAAUUAAAAGCAACUGUUCAGAGUUGGAUAAAUAAUGAUAAAAGGAGGCCUAAAUUAGUAGCUAUAAAAGUUGGUAAUGAUCCAGCUAGUAAAGUAUAUGUUGAAAGAAAAAUAAAAGCAGCAAAUUUUAUUGGAAUUGAAAAUUAUACUAUCUACUUAGAGGAAAAUAGUUCACAGCAAGAUCUUCUUAAAGAAAUUGAUUAUUUAAAUAAAGAUAAAAAUGUAGAUGGGAUUCUUGUGCAACUACCACUACCAAAACACAUGAACGAACAUGAAGUGUGUCAAGCAAUUGUACCAAAUAAAGAUGUUGAUGGUUUCCAUUUACAAAACCUGGGUAGUUUAGCAUCAAAUAGUAAUGGGAUUAUUCCUGCAACUGCCUUAGCUGUGAAAGAAUUGAUAAUUAGAAGCAAUAUCGAAACUUUUGGGAAAAAUGCAGUGGUAGUAGGAAGAUCUAAACAUGUUGGAUUACCAAUUGCACUACUUUUACAUGCUGAUAGCAGAGAUGAAAUAGGAGCAUUAGAUAUGACUACAACAAUAUGUCAUCGUCAUACUCCUCACACUGAAUUAGAAAAACUUACGAAAUUGGCAGAUUUAAUUGUAGUUGCAGCUGGUAUUCCUGGUCUGAUCACUAAGGAAAUGGUAAAACCAGGAGCAUGUAUAAUUGAUGUAGGGAUUACAAGAAUAAAAAUAGAUAAUAAAUACAAAUUAAUAGGGGAUGUAGACUUUGAAAGCGUACAAGCAGUUGCUGGACAUAUAACUCCUGUACCAGGAGGUGUAGGUCCUAUGACUGUAGUAAUGUUGAUGAAAAAUACUAUUUUAGCAGCUAAAAAAAAUUGUGACAAUUUAAAAUCUCAAUAAUUUACAGUACAGUAUUGAUAAUUAUGCAAUGUAUUAUAUUUUCCUAUGGAUAUAAAAAAUAAUAAAAUUUUUUAUUUUUUAUUAUAU